Thermothielavioides terrestris NRRL 8126 is the source of this 732-nucleotide messenger RNA. RefSeq lists its product as uncharacterized. Lineage: Eukaryota; Fungi; Ascomycota; Sordariomycetes; Sordariales; Chaetomiaceae. The coding region runs from base 1 to 732 and encodes 243 amino acids. The record is from RefSeq and is a predicted model, not a curated record. Gene Ontology annotation, molecular function: nucleic acid binding. The transcript has a single exon.
AUGCGGCCGCCGGAUUCGAAUUCGCAUGCUAGUAGUAAGCGCAAAUUCCCGACCGACAACAACGAAUUGGCCAGGAAGAAGAGACGGGCUGCCGACCCUGAAACUGCUCUCCCGAGCGAGAGUCAGGCGGCAGAUUCGACGCCGACGACAAGCUACUACAGCCAAGUCUACGGCCCACUCCUGAGGAAACUGAACCAGAAGUAUGAAGUCAAGCCCAUGUCGGUCAUGCCCUCGACGAGCAUCGGCAAGCACGUCGACCGUGCGCUCGAGCAUCUCGGCCGCUUCAGCGCGUGGGACACAUCAGUACUCCCGGGGGUCGUUCUCUUAUGCGCCAAGUCGAGUGCUUCCGGCAAACUCAUGACGAUUGCCGAGAUAAUUAGACGGCGCAUCGGCGAGAGCGAUCAGAAGUGGUUUCAGUACAACCUGCUGAGCGAGAUGGUGGUGGAAGAGCCAGCGGAGCCGGCGGAGGAAGAUUCGGUUGUGGAGGACACGUUCAUGGCGGCUGAUCGCGGGAGCGAGGAAGGAGCAGACGACGAAUACUUCGAGACGAUACAGCCGACCAUUCAUGAACGAGCGGUGCAGCCGGCGAAAGUUAGAUACAAAGCACACGUCACGGUCCUGCUCUCCAGGGUACCGCUUGGCGAGUUGAAGAUGGAAAAGAACGUCUCACUCCAGACGAACGAGCACCAUAUUGAGUACUUGCGAAAGAAGAAAAUGGGCCUUGUUAGCUAG